This is a messenger RNA of Bursaphelenchus xylophilus (pine wood nematode), 1324 nucleotides long. NCBI's taxonomy places the organism in Eukaryota, Metazoa, Nematoda, Chromadorea, Rhabditida, Aphelenchoididae. The record is from the annotation of a GenBank genome assembly.
AUGGCUACCCAGACAAAGCCAUGUCUUCAGCAUUUGCCGCCUGAAUUGAAGAUGAAGAUCUGCGAGCAUCUGGAUGUCAUGGAUUAUUUCUCAUUACUCCGGUGUUGCGUUUCUUGGAAUCGUUUCAUUACUCACAAUGCCGAGAGAUUGUCAACUUUCAAAUGCUUCAGUUUGAGGAUAGAGGAAUACUCAUUCAUUCGAUUUCGAUUCAAAGUUUCGACUGUUGGACUGCGGAAUGGAGAAGAAACCAGACUUAAAGUAAAUGUUUACCCAUUAUUGCCGAUUUUUAGGGAAAGUUGAAUUUAUAGCGAAUAGGAGUGAUGUAAUUGAUUUAUCGUUUAGUUUCGUAAAUGCCAACGGGGUUAAACCGCACUGAGAUUAUUUUGGAACUUUGCUAGCAUUCAGUUUUCCAGAUAGGUCUUAUUGUGUCAUUUCCGUGCGUAUUAUGUGUUCAUCUCAUGAACUUUUGUCCAUUACCGCCUUGUUUUUAUAGGUUUCCUUAUCGUAAUGAUUACCAAUAAUAAUUUUUGUUUUUGUAAUAUAUGUUAUGUUCAGAGGUUCUGCUUCCGAACUCCUGAUGACCUCGGUUUGUUCCUUCGAAUGGUCGAAGUCGCCCAGAGCCUUAUCUUAUCUAUUAAGAGUUGUAUUGGCCUGCAAGACAAGUUCGAACGAGUUUGUAAAGGAGCUAAUGAGGUGAGUAAAUAUUUACCAUCAAAACGUAUAUGUCAAUAUAUUCUUAGGUAAGCAUUCGAGUUCAAGAUCAUGAAGGAAUUGGAUCUCCAGUCUCGGUCGAGUAUCUGAGUGAACUCUAUUCCCGGCUUCAAUUAAAUGCCAUCUCCGUAGAAGAUCUAUCUUCAAAUUGGACAGAAAAUGGAAUGGAAUUGAUCAAAGCAUGUAAUGCCACGGAAUUCUUAGAGUAAGCCCUAUAAAUCGUUUUUUUUUUACUUUUAGAAUCCGAUCAUCCGUCAAAUUUGGAGGUCUCAAAUUAGGAGAUGACGCGCUGGCCCAUGUGGCUCGAAUGCCACCAUUAGAGACUAUUGUUUUGUCCACAGUUGGUUCCAUAUUCACCAAAGAAGCUGUUAAAGAUUUCUUGGAUAACGUCGGUCUCAAAACAAACAUGUAUUUGGAGUUCUACAGAGUUUCCUGCUCAUCCAACGACUUUUAUAGGAUGCUCAAGAACGAGUUGAACGUUAUUUUUGAGACGGAUCCGACUCGGGGAACCUUCAACUCGUUUCAUAUUCUCUACCGCGGCUUUACAUUCUAUUUGAAUAUCAAAUACUUUGACGAUUCGCAGGGGCUUGUUACCUAUCAGCCAAAGCGAUGA